CAAAUGAGUAAGACAUGGUCACUUAAUUAUCCUUUUGCAGAGUGAGCCGACCAAUGUGACCGGCCGGUGACAAUUUUCACGAGCCGACGCCACGCCAUGGAUAUCAUUUUUGGAUCGAUCUUUCCAGUAGAUUGAUUAGAAAAAAGAACAAAGAGAGGAGGCAGGUAAACGUGCUUUGAAAAUGACAGCAGACGUGUCUCACUCUCCCAAUCUCCACCUCUCCUUUCCUCUCUCACCUCUCUCACAAACUCGUUCCUCUGUCUCCACUCCCUCGCCCGCAUAUUUAAGAUUGUCUCCUUCCUUCCUCAUCCUCCACCCAGCAACCCCAACCAGCCGAAAUAGCCACCAAUAGCCAGGUCCCUUUUUCUUCUUCCUCUGCUUUUCCCCCCGUGUGACUCACGAGCUCGCCAUUGCCGCAAAAAGCAAGCGUACCCAUCCAUAUUCCAAGAAAGGCAAAGAAACCCAUCACAAGGGAAAACAAGAAGCGGAGUGGGUUUCAGAUAAAAAGCUCCGAAAAGGGGGAAAGAAGAAACAAUUUAUUAUGGACACAGGUUUCAGCACUGCUACUGCAGGGGCCGCUCAAUCUCAUCACAGUCUUAAUCAUAACCAUGGGCAGGUGCUGGACGGUUCGGAUAUAAUGGAGUUGGUUGGGAACGAGAAAGUGUUUAGCAGCUUCGUCGAUCAUAAGUUCUCUGAACUGGAUAGAGACAGAGACGGCCAUCUCUCCGUCAAAGAGCUCCACCCUGCCGUCGCUGAUAUCGGCGCUGCGCUUGGCUUGCCUGCUCAAGGCUCUUCCCCUGACUCCGAUCUCAUCUACUCCGAGGUUCUAAAUGAGUUCACUCAUGGCAAGCAAGAGAAAGUGAGCAAGACCAAGUUUAAAGAGGUGCUUUCAGAUAUUCUGAUAGGCAUGGCUGCAGGUUUGAAGAGAGACCCUGUGGUCAUACUCCGUAUCGAUGGAGAAGACCUGUUGGAGUUCAUCAAUGGACCAGGCUAUGAACCAGAGAUGCUUUCUAUCUUCUCAGAGUUGGAAUCACCUGAUGCUUUUCCACUCCAUGAUUGCAUAGUCAAAGCCUUUGAGAAACUUACAGUCGAUCAUGGGAUACCUCCCUGCUCUGAUUCUUGGGUGGUAAGCAACAUACUGGAGCCAUCACUGCAAUUACUUGCUGACCAAGAACUGAACAAGCCUGCUGCCACUCAAGAGGCAUUCUUAGCUGCAUUCAAGAAAGCAGCUGAAUGUGUGGCUCAACGUCUGAAAGAGCAGCCUGUCAUCGUCGCACAUACCGAGAACACUUUUGAUGGAAGUGGGAUUAGGAGACUUCUGUCCAACAAGUUUGAACUAGACAAAAUGCUGAACUCAACACUAGAAAAUGUGCCAAGGGAUCGGACUGGGAAGAUAUCCAAAGAGUACUUGCGGAUGGCACUUGAUUCAGUUUCUCCAUCUGCUGGUCUACCACCAAUUGGUGCAAUUGAAGAGAUGGAUCAGGUGUUGAAUGAAGCACUCAAGAUGGUGAAUGCUGACGACGGGAAGCAGCUGAAGGAGGAUGAGUUCAGGAAGACAGUGGCUGAAAUGUUGGGCAGCAUAAUGUUGCAAUUGGAAGGGAAUCCAAUCUCAGUCGCUUCAAACUCUGUUGUCCACGAACCAAUUGCCUCUGCCUCCACACUUCUGCAGCCAUCUUCCUAGUUCUACUACCUCUCUUCAACACUUUUUACUGUGUCACAAGAGCAUGAUAGACUGAUACUGAUAAUAAAACACGAGGAAUGCAAAGAAGCCAAAGGAAAAGGUAGAAGAACUGUGUCUGAUGUGUUACUCUCAACUAGAUCAAUGAUCCAAACGGACAGUUCUUCACUACUUGCUGCUGUAAUGUGUUCUUUUGGUUAAGUGUACUAAACUCUAAUACCUUGUACUAAUCAUUCUAUGUAUGGAAUGGUUUUCCCCUGUAAAGAUGAACCCUUUUUUGGAAGAUGGCUUCGUGUUCUGCUCUCGUAGCAACGCGAUGUUCCAAGUCUGCUCUCCUUUGGAUGAAUAUAGAAGAUAGUUUUUCAUGGAAAAUGAUCUUAUCAGAAUCGAAGUACAGACUUAUCUACCCGUGUACCAUUUUGUGGUUCCAUGAAUAGCAUCGUCCUCCUAUAUGCAUACUCUAACAAGAACC
Molecule: messenger RNA, 2150 nt
Organism: Linum tenue
Lineage: Eukaryota; Viridiplantae; Streptophyta; Magnoliopsida; Malpighiales; Linaceae
Source: the annotation of a GenBank genome assembly